AUGCCCCAAACCAAAUUGUCUCUUGAUGCUGAACAAGCGGCCUUCGACGAGGAUGUGGCGGCAAUCAAGGCGUGGUGGACGUCAAGCUCCAAGCAGCGCCAAAUGAAGCGGCCGUAUCCAGCGGAGCGCAUUGCCGCGCUUCGUAGCUCCAUCAAGCAGAAGUACCCCUCCAGCGACAUGGCGCUGAAGUUGUGGGAUCAGAUGAACGAGCAUCAGAAGAAUGGGACCUGCGAGCUAACAUUCGGCUGCACCGACCCGUUGCAGGCGGGUGUCAUGGCCAAGCACCAGCAGACAAUAUACGUUUCGGGCGCAUUGUGCGGAUACUCCCAAGUUAGCCAGCCGGGCAUGGACCAUGCAGACUACCCGUGGGACACGGUCCCUGCUGCGGUGAACAAGAUCUUCCGCUCCCAGCAAUGGCAGGACCAACGGCAGCGACAAUUCCGCUUCCUGUGUCCCAAGGCCGAACGGGAAGGUUUGGAGAACUUUGACUUCCUGACGCCCAUUGUGGCCGACGGUGAUAUGGGGUUUGGCGGUCUUACGCACACCAUGAAGAUGACAAGAGCUUUUGUCGAGGCUGGUGUUGCCAUGUUCCACCUCGACGAUCUAGCCAUCGGCGCCAAAAAGUUCACCACCGGCGAAGGCCGAACCGUCAUCCCUACAAGCGAGUAUCUGUCGCGUCUGACGGCUGCAAGGACGCAAAUCGACAUCAUGGGCGCUGAAACUAUCCUGAUGUGCCGCUGUGACACCGACAACGCAGGCUAUAUCACCUCAGUAAUCGACGCCCGCGACCACGCAUACGUCUUGGGCGCGACCAAGCCGGUCGAACCGCUUACCUCUGUCCUAUCUCACGCUCUUGCCAGCGGCGCCGACUACCUCCAAGGGCAAAAGGACUGGAUCGCCUCGGCAGAACUCAAGACUUUCGAUGACGCCGUCGCUACGCAUGCCGCAUCAUCCCCAGACAGUGUUGCCGCGUACAAAGCCGCCGUGCAGAAUCCUUGUUCAGCAGGAUCAGCAUCGGCACUCUCCCUCAAGGACCGCCGGGCCCUGGCCGCUCAGCAUCUCCCCAAAGACGUUUACUCGACACUCUUCUUCGACUGGGACCUCGCCCGCACACCCGAGGGGUCGUAUCGCUUCGCGCCGACCGUCGACGCCGUCAUCGGCCGCGCCCUGCUCGCCGCAAAUCUGGGAGAAGUCACCUGGGCGCGCAUGGACUACCCCAUUCCCUCCGACAUCGACGCGUUCCACAAUGCCGUUCGUGCCGUGCACCCGGAUCGCAAGUUCGGCUUCGGGUACACCGGCGGCUUCGACUGGUUGAAAGCAGGCUGGACGGCGGAAGAAGUCAAGGAGUUCCCCUGGACCAGUUCCAGGAGAUACGGCAUCGUGUGGCACGUGCAGCCCAUCUGGGCGCUUCAGGGCCAGCGGCGUGCCGUCGAGGACUUCUCAAAGCUUUGGCAAAAGGGCGGUCUUGCGGCAUAUCUGAACGUCGUCCAGGCCAGGGAGUUGGGCACUAGUUACCCUGGCUUGACGGCCAGGACGGACGCAAGAGGGGACUGCGAGGAUGGAGAACAGGACAAAGACAAGGACUCUGGGUAUGCCAGGUUCAAGUUCUCCGGCGCGUAUUUGGCGGAUGCGCUGUUGGAGACGGCGACCAUGGGCAUUGACGGCGUCCAGAAAGGUUUGUUGAUGGGCGAGGGCGUCGUCAAGGGUCCCAAGGUCAAUAGAUUUGGGUAGACUAGACAUCGAAUGCGCAUGCGAGAAUUCACCCCCAC
Molecule: messenger RNA, 1769 nt
Organism: Exophiala xenobiotica
Lineage: Eukaryota; Fungi; Ascomycota; Eurotiomycetes; Chaetothyriales; Herpotrichiellaceae
Product: isocitrate lyase
Exons: 5
Coding region: 1-1731 (576 amino acids)
Biological process (GO): carboxylic acid metabolic process
Molecular function (GO): isocitrate lyase activity
Source: RefSeq, a predicted model, not a curated record